This is a messenger RNA of Cynara cardunculus var. scolymus (artichoke), 1147 nucleotides long. RefSeq names its product magnesium protoporphyrin IX methyltransferase, chloroplastic. The transcript has 2 exons. Bases 22 to 966 code for a protein of 314 amino acids. Gene Ontology annotation, molecular function: magnesium protoporphyrin IX methyltransferase activity. NCBI's taxonomy places the organism in Eukaryota, Viridiplantae, Streptophyta, Magnoliopsida, Asterales, Asteraceae. The record is from RefSeq and is a predicted model, not a curated record. Gene Ontology annotation, biological process: chlorophyll biosynthetic process.
GAGAUACAAAUUUAAGGAAAAAUGGCGUACUCAUCGGCGUUAUUCUCUCGUGUCUGCUUCACAACCAACCAACAUUCCAAUCCUAAUCCUAUUUCUAUUCCUAAAUUACAUAAACUAAACAAUCGGAGAACCCUAACUGUAUCCGCACUGGGAGCCGACACAUUCGACGGAACAACACUCGCGGUCAUCGGAGGUGGCUCAGUCGCAGCAAUCGCUGCCGCAAUUUCACUCGCGGACCCGGAGAAACGCCGCCAGUUACAGGCGGAGGAGGUUGGUGGUGGUGACAAGGAGGUCGUGAGGGAGUAUUUUACUAACGAUGGGUUUCAGAGGUGGAAGAAGAUAUAUGGUGAUACGGAUGAGGUCAAUAAGGUGCAAUUGGAUAUACGAAUUGGACACGCGAAGACGGUAGAGAAUGUGAUGAAAAUGUUGACCGAUGAAGGCCCGCUUCGAGGCGUUAGUGUAUGUGAUGCUGGAUGUGGCACCGGAUGCCUCUCUAUCCCGUUGGCCAAGGAAGGUGCCAUUGUUUCAGCCAGUGAUAUUUCACCUUCCAUGGUUUCUGAAGCUGAGAAGCAGGCAAGAGAAGAACUUGUGGGCAUAGAUGAUUUACAGAUGCCAAAGUUUGAAGUGAGUGAUUUGGAAAGCUUAACUGGGAAGUAUGAUACAGUAGUGUGUCUGGAUGUAAUGAUACACUACCCACAAAGUAAGGCCGAUGCCAUGAUUGCCCACCUGGCAUCUCUAGCUGAAAACCGCUUAAUACUCAGUUUUGCGCCCAAAACAUUAUAUUACGAUCUGCUGAAGAGAAUAGGAGAGCUUUUCCCAGGACCUUCUAAGGCAACAAGAGCAUAUCUUCACGCAGAGGCUGAUAUAGAACGGGCACUGCAAAAGGUUGGCUGGAAAAUAAGAAAGAGAGGCCUCACCACCACACAAUUCUAUUUUUCAAGGAUUGUCGAAGCAGUCCCUGCUUAGCGUAAAAAGAAAUCAGAUUUAAAUGCAACCUUGAAGUCCGGGAUUAUUUUUUGAUAGCGGUAUGUUCUAUAAAUCUGUGCUCACAUUCUAUGCAUGUAUUCUUUAACACAAUGUUCAAUUAGUCUAGAUGAUCAAGAACUCCAGCAUUUGCAAUGAAAAGAAGCAUGCAUCUUCAUAAAUC